Klebsormidium nitens is the source of this 1657-nucleotide messenger RNA. Lineage: Eukaryota; Viridiplantae; Streptophyta; Klebsormidiophyceae; Klebsormidiales; Klebsormidiaceae. The record is from the annotation of a GenBank genome assembly.
AACGCACAGCGGAGUUGCUGCCAGGGCUUCGGAAGGGAGUGCAAUGCGUCGCGCUCCCCCUCCUCGCCACGGCCAACGUGAGCCUCUCUUCAAGUACAAGCUCUUAAUUCGUAAGCUAGAAUUGCGUUUCUGCUCAGAGUCGGAUCGUAAGCAAGUUGCCCACUCAACACAGCUGACAGAGCUAUCAAAGUUCGCCCACAUUUUGCUAGCACCUGUCAACUCUAAGCAGCCUCCCUUCCUGUUCAACCUACCACUAAAGAGCAGACAUGGCCAUGACCGCGUGCGCCGUUAAGGCCUCGGCCCUGGCCGGGAGCCUCGCCUCCGUCUCCAGCUCCACCCAGAGCUCCUUCUGCCGCAGCUUCAAUGUUGUCCCGAAGGGCAAUGCACGUGUCACAAUGGCGGCCGCCAACCGGCCCGUUUGGCUGCCCGGCGCAAAGCCCCCGGCGCACCUUGACGGUAGCCUCCCUGCAGACCGCGGUUUCGACCCCUUGAAGCUAGCGGAGGACCCGAAGCUGAAGACCCGUAUGGCGGAGGCUGAGGUCUUCCACGGCCGCACGGCCAUGCUCGCUGUUGUCGGUGCUUGCGUCCCAGAGCUCCUGGGAAGAGGGGACUGGUACUCGGCUGCCCACACCAUGGUUGACGGUGGAGGCAACAGCUUCAUCCUCUCCCUCCCCCCCUUCGCAGUGCCCACCAGCCCUGUCGGCCUGGGUAUCUUCCACAUGGUCGCCAUCGCUGAGGGUGCCCGCCUCUUCCGCGAGACCGAGGCCGGCUAUGACAGCAGCAUCGAUGCCACCGGCAUCUACCCCGGCUUCGACCCUCUGGGCCUUGCCACCGGAGACGAUGCCCAGAUCAAGGACAUGAGGACAAGGGAGAUCAAGAACGGACGGCUAGCAAUGAUCGCCACCGGCGGUUUCCUGCACCAAGCACUGCACACCGGGAAGGGCCCCAUCGCAAACCUGAUGGACCACUUGGCCGACCCCUCUCACAACUGGUACUUCGGCAACUAGAUACGGGACAUUGCUUCUCCAUCCAGGCUUCGCCAGAGCCGUCGAUUCGCCCUGCUGCCGCCCUGACUAAAUAAAGGAAAGCCAAGGGAGGGACGAAACACGAUCAUUUGCACCCUACUUGUCUUCAAAGUAGGAAUGCAGCGAAUAGGAGCGGUUGUAAAGUCUUGAGUCGUUCGAGUUGGUCACUGGGGCGGGUUCCGUGUUUGUGGGGGCCUGCCCGUCCCGCCAAAGGUCACCGUGAUGCGCUUUGUACAGAAGACGAUAUUGGUCGCGAGCAGUUCAUCAAUGGACAGACGAUUUGCGUAAUGAUGAGAGUAACCGUCGAAUCCGCGGUCCACGAGUUAGAUCCAAGCGACAUUCAACACUUGAACAACUGUCGACCAACACAUAGCGAUGGCCUUCGCAUCUGUAUGUUGUGCCGUUCACACAUCUGACAAAGGCCAUCAUACCGGACCAGGCCCAUUGAGUGAACAUCGACCCCCGGCAAUCUCGUCCUAGCCCUAGCAUAUGCCUUUGCUCGGAGCGUGAAAGAGCGGCACUUUCACUCCGAUUUAGAUAGGACUUACGACUAUUGCGACUCUCGCGUUUGACUCUGCUCGGAGCGUGAAACCCCUGCCAGUUUCACUCCGAUUUCAAAUUUUGCCUGCGCC